Messenger RNA from Leptopilina heterotoma, 1074 nucleotides. RefSeq names its product OCIA domain-containing protein 1 (gene asrij). Bases 156 to 902 code for a protein of 248 amino acids. Gene Ontology annotation, cellular component: endosome. The record is from RefSeq and is a predicted model, not a curated record. The transcript is spliced from 5 exons. Lineage: Eukaryota; Metazoa; Arthropoda; Insecta; Hymenoptera; Figitidae.
CACGGCAAAUGCCCAACCCUGUCUUAGAGCCGUCGUUCCUCAUUUGUAUUUUAAGUUUUAUUUUGAGGUUAAAAUUAUUUAAAAUUGGUAAUUAGGACAAUUAGAAUUAGAGAAGAAUUAAUAUAAUCAUAUAUUAAAAAAUUUGAUAUUUCAUUAUGGAUUCUCGAAUGUACGAUCCUACUCCACAAUCUAUCAUUUUAGUAGAUAGAGAUAAUAAUAGAAUUGAACUUACUGCUGAAAAUUUAAAAGUACUUCGAGAAUGUUCAAGUGAGGGAUUUCGUAACAGAGCUAUACCUUUUGCUAUAGGUUCGGGUUUUAUUUCUUAUAUGGCAAUGAAACAAGCAAAAGUAUUGCAGCAGAGUUUUGGUAGAGUACCAGUUGUUUUAUUUUCUUCAGUAGCGGGAUUACUGUUAGGCUUAAGAAGUUACAGUCCAAUAUGCCGCGACCGAUUGAUGAAUGCACUUAAACAAAGUGCAGAUGGUUACAAUCCAAAUGUUAUGGAAGAUCCAAAAAAGCAAGUACCUUUUGAGAAGGAACAGGAAUAUUUUAGUCAAAGUAAACCAACAGAUAUAGAAUUGCCAAUAAUGGGUGAUUUUUAUACUUCAAAUAAUAAUGUAGAUAUAAAUAAUUUGGAAUUACCUUUUGAGUCGAAGAAUUCUGAAACGCAAAGAACUUACACAUCAUACGAAAACUUGAGAGAUAGAAAUCGAAGCGAACACUAUGAUAAAUACAGAAUGCAGCGACCUAAUCAGGAAGCAAAACCAAACUAUAAUAAUCCUCAUCAGCCUGGACAUCCAGGAAGUCAGACCAUUUAUCUUCCUUUUGCAAACCUUGGAGACUUGAAUCAAAAUCCUAGGAAUGUUCCACAGAAAUCCGAAUAUAGUGAACAGUCAAUGAGAUAAAAGUUUUUUUCAUAACAACAAGAUGUGUACGGUUAUGAUUAAUAGUACUAUUCUUUAAUAUAUAGACGUUUUAUGUAUUCUGUUUAUUAUAAACUUAAUAAUAAGUUUAAGGAAAUAAAAAUUAUUUCCCAUAGUUAUAAUACAUAAAAAGAAAAUAUAUUUAAUUCUUAAU